UUGAUUACAUUUUCUCCAAAGGCUGACCUAGGAAAGAAUUCUUUGAAAACAUCAGAGAGAGAGAGACAGAGAGGAGAGGCGAUCGUGUGUCCAGACGGCCGGGCCUUCUCAGUCUCUUUUCCCUUCUCGCUGGGGAAACACUGCCGGCCGCCUCCAGGACGGCUGCCGGGGGGCCCCGGGGGACCUGGGUUCCUGCCGAGCUGUCAGCACCGUGUGCCCCCCACCGCCCCGUGUGCCAGGCAGGGAAGACAGCACCUUCAAAAAGCCCCCGAAACGGCCAGCGAGGGGUCCACGAGGUUGACCCACCUGUGCAGCUGCGGGGCUCGGCUCGGCAUGGCGUCCUUGUUGGAUUUUGUAAGCCUCCUCAUGCUCCUGAGCUCAGCAUGCACUGAAGAGCCAGACCCUGCACAGGAGAAUGUAUCUCCCGUUAUCAACAUGAAGCUAGAUCCAAGGAAAAAGAUGUUAACCUGGAAUAACAGGAGAAAUGUGACUUGGCAAGAAUGCAAAAUAGACACGCCGCCCAGCUCUCCCACCAGGCUGAUCCCACAGGUCAAAGACAACGACACCUACUUCUGCAUCUUUCCCAACUGUGUGCUGCAUAGAGGUGCCCUCCUGACCAUCAAUGUCACUGCGGAGGGGGACGUGUUUCAGCACGAGCUGGCCUUUCAUAAUUCAGGCAAGGAAGGUUCCAGAGCCAUCAACUUCUCCUGUCUCAUUUACAAUAUCCGGUUCAUGAACUGCAGCUGGAUGCCGGGCCCAGCCGCCCCCGCCGAUGUGCAGUACCACCUGUAUGCCUGGACCUCCAUGUAUGAGGAUGACGAGGUGGAAUGCCCCCACUACCUCUUUGGCUCGACGGGGACACACGUGGGCUGCCACUUUGAUACACUUGCCGAACCCAAGUCGACAGAUAAUUACUUCUUCUUGGUGAACGGAACCAGCCAAGAGACGGCAAUCCAGUUUUUGGACUUUACUCCAUUUAAAGCCACUGAAAUGGAAAAAUACAACCCACCCGCAAACCUCACGGUUAGCUAUAAUGGAUCCCAUCACGUCGUCCGGUGGGACAAUCCUGAGACGCGAUUUGACAUUUCAAGUCACAUCUUGUGUUAUGAACUGGACUUUCAAAUAAAGGGCAGCUCCUCCAAGAGAGAUCCCGUUUUCCAAAGAGGAAGUGAUAAAAACGUGUACCUGAUUCCGAGUUCUGCCGCGAGAGCCGAGAACACCUUUCGAGUGAGAGUGAAGUACGCGUACAAAGACCUUUGGAGUGACUGGAGUGGCACACUGCACUUUGGCCUCCCAGAGCCGGACUUCCGGGGCCCCCCUGUAGCCCUGGUGGGGCUGGUGGUGGGGGCAGCGGCCUUGCUCAUCACGGUCCUCAUGUUCCUGUGUACGAGGUUCUCGCUGAGACAAAAGCUAUUCCCCCCAGUUCCCCAGGUGAAAAGGGAGGUGACUGGCAUGUUUGUGUUCUUGCCUGAGGUUUCCUGGGAUAACGAUCACCCACCUCCAGGCUCGCAGGAACCCGAGGACGUUCUCAUGGUGGAAGAAACACCGUCCUCUGCGAGUGGGCAAGCGGAAAUGGGGUCGGCCCCCCACGGCUCCGAAAACGUCCCUCCCGAGGGGCGUGCACUGGCUGUGUGAACGGUUUCUGACGUGACUCCCCACACACCGUCCCCUCCCUGCCCUGCGGCCUUUCCGCCUGCUUGCUUCCGAGUCCGCUGACCACGGGCGGCCACCUGGCCAAUGGCUCUGAGGCCCGUGCGGAUGGGAUUGAUGCCAGCUCAGAUUUGGAACCACCUGUCCCACUAAGCAGCUAGCGAAUGUCCAGGUGAUGAGAUAGGGAGACGAUUGAUGGAGUUCUAGAAAGUUCCAGAGUGGGUCCCCUUUGGUGAGUGGGUAUGCGUUGGAAAUCCUUGCAGGUGGUCACCAGGCUGUGCACAGUACAAUGGCGGUGACAGGGUGACAGAGACGAAGGACACAGACUCCUGGUGGAGACACCUCUGCAUUCUGUGACUGGUGUCGGUGUGGGCUCCUGGGUUCCUUUUGUAAGCAAUGUGGGGGUGGGGGGUACACCACCCGAUCGAUGCCCGUUUAUCUCCACGGCCACAUGCUGGACCGUCCAUGACGGAUGUAAAAUAGAAGAAGCUGCAAAGUAGGAGGAGCCAGAAUGAAACGGCCAGACAUGACGUAUCUCCGCGGCUUCCCAGGCUUGGGACGAUCCCAUCCGGCUGUGGACAAGGCACUUGCUUCUGAGUUCAUCAUCUAAGAGGAUGCAACAUGCAGGAAAGGUACAGAGAUGCCUGCGCUGGUGCAGGACGGUCCAUAAUACUCAAAGAAAACGCCGCUGAGUGUUUGUUCCCAGAUGUGUUAGGAAAACGUGAUGCAGGCCACGCAGCUUUGGGGAAAGGCGGUGCUGAUGAGCCUUUGCUCAAAGAAGCACAUUCACAGCGUGGCUUUUGUAAAGUAGGAAAGUUAGGGCACAGCCCGCAGGUGAGACCUACACAGGUGAGGUGGUGUGUGCAUGUGUGUGUGCACGUGCGUGUGCCAGCUGUGUGCAAGUGUGUGUGCAGGCAUGUGCAGGUGAUAUG
Molecule: messenger RNA, 2582 nt
Organism: Rhinolophus ferrumequinum (greater horseshoe bat)
Lineage: Eukaryota; Metazoa; Chordata; Mammalia; Chiroptera; Rhinolophidae
Product: granulocyte-macrophage colony-stimulating factor receptor subunit alpha-like
Exons: 12
Coding region: 334-1635 (433 amino acids)
Biological process (GO): cytokine-mediated signaling pathway
Cellular component (GO): membrane; external side of plasma membrane
Molecular function (GO): cytokine receptor activity; protein binding
Source: RefSeq, a predicted model, not a curated record